This is a messenger RNA of Mercurialis annua (annual mercury), 696 nucleotides long. RefSeq lists its product as uncharacterized. NCBI's taxonomy places the organism in Eukaryota, Viridiplantae, Streptophyta, Magnoliopsida, Malpighiales, Euphorbiaceae. The transcript is spliced from 3 exons. The coding region runs from base 135 to 515 and encodes 126 amino acids. The record is from RefSeq and is a predicted model, not a curated record. Gene Ontology annotation, cellular component: chloroplast envelope.
AACAAAAUUAAAUAAAAGGAGGGCAGAGCAGCUUCAAAAAAACCCAAUCCAUUAAUGAGUUUGGCAGUUUGUUGUUUAUCCAAUCCUUAAAACACAGUCACUCCGUUCAUCAUCUUCAUUCUUAUCAAAUUAAAAUGUCUAAAAAGGCAGCCGGUGGUUCUACGCUUCAAAAAGAUGCACCGUGGCGAGCCACUUCUACUAAACCCUUACCUAAAAUUCACCACUCUCCUAUUCUGCGCGUCUCCAACACUCCUUUUUCCAGCUACGCUAUCUCCCUCUUGAAGCACCCUAAUCCCAUCGGAAACGGAUUAGCCGCUGAGGCCAUUCUGGAAUCCGCCGGCCCUGAUUGUAUCGUCCCCGGUCAAAUUACACCGCUCCGAUUACUCGGCAUUAAGGUUUGGCCAGUAGAAGUUGACCUAAAGUUUAUGGAGCCGGUUGGACGAGAACUUAAGCUGCUUGGGAAGUUUAUGGAUAAUGCGGUCAACCUCAUGAACAAAUCAUUUAUAGAUCGCUAGUAUAGCCUGGAAUUUACAGCUGGCAGUGUCUUUUUUUGGAUUGUCAAGAGAAAAGCCUAGCUAAGCAAAGUGACUGUAAAUAAAUCUCCCUUUACAAUGAUUUUGUAUGCUCUAAUAAUAAUUUACAAGUUCCGUAGGUAAUCCACAUUGGUUGUUGAAAAUGAGAAGAUUUUGCUGCUUA